UGCUGAACCUCGUUUUAGAACCACAAUAUUCAGCACUGACUAUAAAAAUAUCACUUUUCAACCAGUAUUAACUGAAAUGGGUAUCUGUUACACUUUCAGUGGAACAAUAACAAAUUACUUAACACCUAAUAGUAAACUCCAAAACAUAAAUUCCAACUCUCCAACACCAUCGUGUAACUUUCUCAACUCAUUAUGUUACGCAAGAGCAGAAUACCUACCUCGGAGUGUUUUGUAUUACGUGCAUUACCCAAAGGAAGUACCAAAUAUAGUAGACAAAUAUUAUUCGGUGCAAGAGAACAUGGAACGAGAUACUACGUUCACGUUUUGGGAGAUGACAUCUGCUCCUGAACUGAGACGGUUAAGCCCGUCGCAACGUCGAUGUCGUUUCAUGGACGAACCAAUGGACAACACAAUACCCGUUUACAGUUACAACGUGUGUAGGAUGAUAUGCAGAAGAAAUCUGGCUCUGAAGAUGUGCAAGUGCACUCCGCACUUUUACCCGUACCCAGGUACAAUGAAAGUUUGCAAUAUCGAAGGGCUCCAUUGUUUGUCGAUGCAUAGCAAUAUGUUGAUAACAUUAGAAAAAAAUGACGGGACACCGAUCGACUGCAAUUGCCAGAUGCAGUGCGAGGAAGUUAAACUGUUUUUGGACAGGAAUUCAAAGAGGACAUGGGCGUAUCCAGUGCCGUGGGACAUCCGUUACCGCUGGGCCGUUGACAAAUAUAGUAAGACACGAUUGCGCCGCGACGUCAUUUACAGCUUUGAAGAUUUAUUGGUUUCCCUCGGAGGCACGGCGUCAUUUUUUCUCGGUUGCAGCGUUCUGUCUUUCAUCGAAAUCGGAUACUAUCUCACACUAAGACUGUAUUGGUUUGUCAAUCGAAAACACAAUGAUUAAUUGUACCUAUUUAAUAGCAACACUGUCGUCUGCUGGAGUCAUAACCUCAUAUAUUAAGCAGAAACUAUACACAUCAUUUUUUCAUUUUUUUAUUUGUUGCAAUAUUGUAAUGAUACCUAAAUGUAUAUAAACUAUGUAUAUGUAUGUAAAUAUAUUUUUUCAUUAUACUUUAGAUUCAUAACGAACCGAUGAAAUUAUUGAUUUUACAAUGAUAUUAUGUAAUUUUUUAUGCUUACACCACCUGUUGGAAAAGUAAAAAUGCUUUA
This is a messenger RNA of Acyrthosiphon pisum (pea aphid), 1161 nucleotides long. RefSeq names its product pickpocket protein 19-like. The record is from RefSeq and is a predicted model, not a curated record. Gene Ontology annotation, cellular component: plasma membrane. Gene Ontology annotation, molecular function: ligand-gated sodium channel activity. The transcript has 6 exons. Lineage: Eukaryota; Metazoa; Arthropoda; Insecta; Hemiptera; Aphididae. Gene Ontology annotation, biological process: sodium ion transmembrane transport. The coding region runs from base 77 to 895 and encodes 272 amino acids.